CAAUUUCAAUCCAAACAAAACUUGUCCAAAAAAUUAAAAGAGGAAGAAGAGUGAGAUCUAAUGAAACCCUAGAUCUACUUGCCGCAUCUCUUUGCCAUUGUCACCAUCAAGUUCGCCGUAGUGUUUGAGAUCAGAGGGAGAGUAAGCUCGUCGCUGCUGCCAUUCAUCGUCGUUGCUGCCAUUCAUGUCCUCGUCGUUGUCGCCAUCAAGCUUCUACGUCAAUCGCAUGAAUCUCACCGCAGUCAAAGACGCCAACGAAGUCAUGGAGAGGUACGUCGAGGACUCGCUUGCGAUCCUUCCUCCUCUUAGGGAUUGCUACCGCACGUGCUGCGGUGGCGCGCCGUCACAUGAGAAGCUUAGCCUCGUGGACAUUGGAACAGGUGCUGGUUUUUCCAGAGUUAUUUUUGCCAUAGCUUGUCCAGGUGAAUUUUUCGCUGCUUUUUUUCCAUGUGUAAUUAAAUUCAGUUCCUUUUUUCUCUUAGAUCUAAAGCUUGAGUCUAAUGUGGCUUUCGUUGGUAGGUUGCAUCUGUGGAUGCUCGGGGUCUGUCAGCCUGUUCCCUAUCCACAAUGGCACCAUCUUCUCCUUCUUUUUCUCUUGCUUCUUCUUUGCUGCAUGUCUUUUGUGCUUUUUUGCCGCCUCUUAACACCGUCUCUAUUGGUUUUUAUGAUUGUUGUUACUGAUGGGAGCAGAGUUUCGGGACUUGGUGAUCUUGGGAGUUCAUGGAAUAGGCAUCUUCAUUAGGAUGCUUGAUCUGUAUGUUGUUUUUUUCUUCUUUUUUUUUACUACUUGGUCUUUGCAUAUAUUAUUGG
Messenger RNA from Arachis ipaensis, 810 nucleotides. The record is from RefSeq and is a predicted model, not a curated record. Lineage: Eukaryota; Viridiplantae; Streptophyta; Magnoliopsida; Fabales; Fabaceae.